UAAGCGACUUCCUCUCUGGGCUUGUCUGGGUCAGCUUGUCUGCCGGGUCACUGGCCCUUCUCUCUCUCUGGCCCGUCUUUCUCUCACUCUCUCACAGCAGCUGUCUCUCACGCACCCGUUGGCCUAUCUCUUCUUCAACGCAGUCGCCUCCUCUGCCUGCCUGGGUGGCCGCCAUGGGCCGGAAGCGGCUCAUCACUGACUCCUACCCAGUUGUGAAGAACAGGGAGGGACCUGCUGGGCACAAGGAGGAGCUGGCACCAGAGCUAGGGGAGGAGCCCCAGCCCCCCAGCGAGGAGGAAGUGGCCCUGGAGCUGCUGCGGCAGUUUGACCUGGCCUGGCAGUACGGGCCUUGCACAGGGAUCACACGGCUGCAGCGGUGGCACCGGGCAGAGCAAUUGGGUUUGGAGCCUCCCCCAGAGGUGCACCAAGUGCUGAAGGCCCACCCUGAAGACGCCCGCUUCCAGUGCAGCCUCUGGUACUUCUAUCCCCUUUGAGCCACUGCCAGGGCCAUCCUGUCCUUGACAGACCUGCUAGCCUCUGAGAACUCUGGAAUACAGUGGAGACCCAAUUGCUGCUCGGCUCACCUUGGCUUUGCUCUGGAGGAACAUUUGGAAUGCUGAAUAUGGAGGUCCCAUGGUGCGGGCCCUCCAGCUUACCAGCGGGCUCUAGCUGAAGAUUGCCUAGGUGAACAGUAGUCUCUGGGACAAGGACCUGAACACCAUCCUUCUG
Perognathus longimembris pacificus (Pacific pocket mouse) is the source of this 729-nucleotide messenger RNA. RefSeq names its product DNA polymerase delta 4, accessory subunit (gene Pold4). The transcript has 4 exons. Gene Ontology annotation, cellular component: delta DNA polymerase complex. Gene Ontology annotation, molecular function: DNA-directed DNA polymerase activity. The record is from RefSeq and is a predicted model, not a curated record. The coding region runs from base 174 to 494 and encodes 106 amino acids. Gene Ontology annotation, biological process: DNA-templated DNA replication; DNA synthesis involved in DNA repair. Lineage: Eukaryota; Metazoa; Chordata; Mammalia; Rodentia; Heteromyidae.